AUGAAGACUUCUCGUCUAUCAUUCUAAAGAGAAAAUGAAGAAACUGUAUGGCAUACUCGUAAAUUACGUUAAGAGACUGAGAAAGAUAUCUUAUUGAUGAAAAAUAGACUUAAAUUAUUAAAGAGAGGUGAUGCACAGUUAUCUAAGAAAAUUGAUGAAAUUAAAAAGAAAACUAAAUCUAUGAUUGAAUUGAAAAAGAAUCAUCAUUAAUAAAUUGAAUAAGUAACUAAUAUUAUUAAAUUGAAAAUCAUUAGAAAAAACUAAGUUAAAAGAAUGAUGAAGAAUUAUUGAAAGAUAAAUAGAAAUUUAAUUAUUGCCACAAAAAAUAAUAAGAAGAAUAAUUAGCUAUGAUUAAAAAAGCAAUGGAAUAAAUAAAAUUAGAAGAAUAUAAAAGAAUUAAGUACACUUACAAAAUAUCAUCUAAUCUAGAGAAAUAUCUUUAAAAAAUUCUAAAUUCAUUAAUAAAUAAAAGUAAGACUUUAUUACAAAGAACAGAGAGAGAAGAGAACAAAUUUAGGAAAAUUUGUCAAAAUCAAAAACUAAUAUAUCAAUUUAUUGGAAUGAAAAAUUAUCUCAUAUUCAUAAGGAAAAUGAAAAGUAAUUCUUAUUAAAUUAAGCUUUAGAGCAAAAUUGGAAAAUAAAAGAGUAUGUGAAUAAAAUAGGGCUUAUUAGGAAAAGAUGGAAAUGGAAGAAUCAUAUAUGAUGUAAAAAUUAUUGAGAUCACAAGAAGUUCAGAAGAAAUUGACAUCAAAAUUAGAAAAAGCUAAAAAUUUACCUCAUAAGGAAUUCAAUCACAUGAUUAAAGAAGAAGAUUAACAUACUUACCAUCUUAAAACUAAUAAAAGUGUAGAACUACCUAGAUGGUUACCUACUCCUGAAAAAGAGAUUGUUGUCACACAAAAUUUAGAUAGUGAACCAAAAUAAAAUACUGAAUAAUAAAUAAAAGAUGAUAAUCAUUAAGAUAAGUAAGAUUGA
This is a messenger RNA of Paramecium pentaurelia, 975 nucleotides long. Lineage: Eukaryota; Ciliophora; Oligohymenophorea; Peniculida; Parameciidae. The record is from the annotation of a GenBank genome assembly.